UUGUGCAUUCCAUACAUACAACUUCUGGCUGCAGUUCUACUUUCAUGGCUAAUAUCAAUGCCUCCAUUCAUUUCCUUCUGCUUAUUUUCCUCUCCUCCACUUUUCUCUAUCUUGAAACUGUUAAACUUGGUUCCUGCAAUGGCGUUCUCAAUGUCAGCUGCACUGAAAUUGAGAGAAAAGCCCUUGUUGACUUCAAACAAGGUCUUACUGAUCCUUCCGGCAGGCUCUCUUCUUGGGUUGGCCUGGAUUGCUGUAGAUGGAGUGGUGUGGUGUGCAGCCAGAGGGUACCUCGAGUCAUCAAGCUCAAACUCCGCAAUCAGUAUGCUAGAAGUCCGGACGCCAACGAUGAAGAUACCGGUGCUUUUGAGGAUGACUAUGGAGCAGCUCAUGCAUUUGGCGGCGAGAUAAGUCAUUCUUUACUUGAUUUGAAAGAUUUGAGGUACUUGGACUUGAGCAUGAACAAUUUUGAAGGACUCCAAAUCCCCAAGUUCAUUGGAUCAUUCAAGAGGUUGAGAUAUCUCAAUCUCUCAGGUGCAUCCUUCGGUGGAACCAUCCCACCCCACCUAGGGAACCUUUCGAGCUUGCUCUAUCUUGAUCUCUACUCAUAUUCUCUUGAAUCAGUUGAGGAUGACCUGCACUGGCUAUCAGGUCUUUCUUCUCUGAGACACCUUAAUUUGGGAAAUAUAGAUCUUAGCAAGGCUGCAGCUUAUUGGCAUCGAGCUGUUAACUCCCUUUCUUCACUCUUGGAGCUACGCUUACCUAGAUGUGGGCUUUCUUCCCUUCCUGAUCUCCCUCUUCCAUUUUUUAAUGUCACAUCCCUUUUGGUGCUUGAUCUUUCGAACAAUGACUUCAACUCGUUGAUACCUCACUGGUUGUUCAACUUUAGUAGUCUUGCAUACCUUGAUCUCAACUCCAACAAUCUUCAAGGCAGUGUUCCUGAAGGAUUUGGUUACUUGAUUUCCCUUAAAUACAUUGAUUUUUCUUCUAAUUUAUUUAUUGGAGGUCACUUACCAAGAGACUUAGGAAAGCUUUGCAACUUGCGAACUCUCAAACUAUCUUUCAACAGCAUUAGUGGAGAGAUAACUGAAUUCAUGGAUGGGUUGUCCGAGUGUGUAAACAGUAGUAGCUUAGAGUCUCUGGAUUUGGGGUUCAAUUAUAAACUGGGUGGGUUUCUUCCUAAUUCUUUGGGACACCUAAAGAACUUGAAGUCUCUUCAUCUGUGGAGCAACUCAUUUGUGGGGUCAAUUCCAAACUCCAUUGGAAAUUUGUCGUCCUUGCAAGGAUUCUACAUCUCUGAAAAUCAAAUGAAUGGAAUAAUCCCAGAGAGUGUUGGCCAACUCUCAGCAUUGGUUGCACUGGAUCUCUCAGAGAAUCCAUGGGUUGGUGUUGUGACUGAGUCUCAUUUCUCCAAUCUCACAAGCUUAACUGAGUUGGCAAUCAAGAAGUCAUCUCCAAAUAUCACCUUGGUCUUCAAUGUGAAUUCUAAAUGGAUUCCUCCUUUUAAACUCAAUUACCUGGAACUCAGAACGUGCCAACUAGGUCCCAAAUUUCCUGCAUGGCUGAGAACCCAAAACCAGCUGAAGACGAUAGUGCUCAACAAUGCUAGGAUUUCAGACACGAUACCUGAUUGGUUUUGGAAGUUAGACUUGCAGCUCGAGCUACUGGAUGUUGCUAAUAAUCAAUUGAGUGGGAGGGUCCCAAAUUCAUUGAAAUUUCCCGAAAAUGCUGUUGUGGAUUUGAGCUCCAACCGCUUUCACGGUCCUUUCCCACACUUUUCUUCUAACCUGAGUUCAUUGUAUUUGAGAGACAAUUUAUUUUCUGGACCAAUACCUCGGGAUGUUGGCAAAACCAUGCCGUGGUUGACAAAUUUUGAUGUCUCUUGGAACUCUCUAAAUGGUACCAUUCCCUUGUCUAUAGGUAAGAUUACGGGUUUGGCAAGUCUGGUUCUCUCAAAUAAUCAUUUAUCUGGUGAAAUUCCUUUGAUUUGGAAUGAUAAACCAGAUUUGUACAUCGUAGAUAUGGAAAAUAACAGCCUAUCUGGUGAGAUCCCUAGCUCAAUGGGCACCCUGAAUUCACUUAUGUUCUUGAUACUGAGUGGCAACAAACUUUCAGGGGAAAUUCCUUCUUCACUGCAGAAUUGCAAGGACAUGGAUAGUUUUGACCUUGGCGAUAAUAGAUUAUCAGGAAACCUUCCAUCAUGGAUAGGAGAGAUGCAAUCGUUGUUGAUUCUACGCCUGCGAUCAAACUUGUUUGAUGGAAACAUUCCCUCCCAAGUGUGCAGUCUUUCCCAUCUUCAUAUAUUGGACCUCGCACAUAAUAAUCUGUCAGGAUCCGUUCCUUCUUGUUUGGGAAAUUUGAGUGGCAUGGCUACUGAAAUCAGCAGUGAGCGAUACGAGGGCCAAUUGUCAGUUGUGAUGAAAGGAAGAGAACUCAUAUAUCAGAAUACUCUGUAUCUCGUGAAUAGCAUUGAUCUUUCAGACAAUAAUAUAUCGGGGAAGUUGCCUGAACUAAGAAAUCUUUCAAGACUUGGCACCUUGAACUUGUCCAUAAACCAUUUGACAGGAAAUAUACCAGAGGACGUUGGGAGCUUAAGUCAAUUAGAAACUCUGGACCUCUCAAGAAACCAGCUCUCUGGCCUGAUUCCACCAAGCAUGGUUUCUAUGACUUCCUUGAAUCACUUGAAUCUAUCUUACAACAGACUAUCUGGUAAAAUUCCAACAAGCAACCAGUUCCAAACCUUCAAUGACCCGUCCAUAUACAGGAAUAACCUUGCACUCUGUGGGGAGCCUCUGGCAAUGAAGUGCCCAGGCGAUGAUGAGGCUACUACUGAUUCUUCAGGUGUGGAUAAUGAAGAUCAUGACGAUGAACAUGAAGAUGCGUUUGAAAUGAAGUGGUUCUACGUGAGCAUGGGGCCUGGAUUUGUAGUGGGAUUUUGGGGAGUUUUUGGCCCUUUGAUAAUAAAUAGGUCUUGGAGGCGAGCCUACUUCCGGUUCCUGGAUGAGAUGAAAGAUAGAGUUAUGGUGGUUAUCACAGAGAGUGUAGCAUGGCUGCAAAAGAAAUGCAAAUAGGAAAGAAAACAUCAUCGAACUUGAACAGAUAUCCAUCAACAAGCUUUCUAGCUAAAAUAACAGUCUCUAUGUGUCAGUGGUUUGCUUCAUGUACUUCCUCCUAACACAAUAAAACAUUGGUUAAUUAGGAGCUUUUCUUCCAACCUUGAUAGACUGGUAUAUCUGCUUGCAUCUGUGGUAUUCUUCUUCUUCUACAGGUUUUUCUUCCUUUUGAUUUAGUGAAGUAGCAGAACCUUAGCCCCCUGCUAGGCAAUCUGAUAACUUUGCUGACCAGUGGGAGAAGUGGAUUACUACCUCGCAUCAAUAUACGAUCUCAACCCCAGAUGAAAGAUGAAAUGUAAGGUGUCAACCUCCAGUUGCAUUUUGGGAUACAAACACCUUACAUGCUUCGUAAUUUUGUGGCUAAACUGUAAUGUAUGCUAUCAACUAUGUAUGUGAUGGACUCUGUAUGUAUUUUUCUGGUGGUGAGCUGCCAUUCUGAUUUGUCGGACAAGAUUCAGAGGUUCUGUAAAAUCUGAAGUUUCACCAGGCUCAUGUAAAACUCCUUUUU
Vitis riparia (riverbank grape) is the source of this 3618-nucleotide messenger RNA. Its product is annotated as receptor-like protein EIX2. Gene Ontology annotation, molecular function: protein binding. The record is from RefSeq and is a predicted model, not a curated record. Lineage: Eukaryota; Viridiplantae; Streptophyta; Magnoliopsida; Vitales; Vitaceae. Bases 45 to 3068 code for a protein of 1007 amino acids. The transcript has a single exon.